AUGCUAGAUCAUAUAGAAUUGGCCGUUAAUGAUCUCAUAAAAUUUAUUAAUCAAGGCUCUUUCACAGAUGCUGAACGUGCUACAGAAUAUUUAGCAAAGUCUCAAGCCAAAAUUCAAUUUAGUUUAUACAAUCCUAAUGAUGAUAUAAAUAACAGAACUACAACAAAUAAAAUCGAAGCUGCAGCAUCACCUAAUGUUCUUCGGUUAACAUUACGUGUUGAAUGUCAUUUAAAUAGAGAACCUUUGAUUAAAACAAUCUAUGUACCUGUUGGUACUAAUCUUCGAACAUUGAAAGAAGAAAUAGAAAAAAAAACAGGUAUCGAACGUAAAAGUCAAUAUUGGUAUGCUUUUGAUCGGUUUUUAAUUAAUGAUGAUUAUCAAUUUGGAUCUCAAGAUCCAGUAGUUCCACUACGUCCAAAGAAUGCUCCUCGAAAAGAAGCACCAACACCAACCGAUCCAAUUCGAUCUGGUGAUACUCUUAUUAUGUAUAUUGCACAAAUUUCAACAUAUAAAUAA
Messenger RNA from Rotaria sp. Silwood2, 516 nucleotides. The record is from the annotation of a GenBank genome assembly. NCBI's taxonomy places the organism in Eukaryota, Metazoa, Rotifera, Eurotatoria, Philodinida, Philodinidae.